AUGUCAGGAAAAGGUAAAGUCCAUGGAGGUAAAGGUAAAUCCUCAGAAUCCGCUAAGAAUACAACUUCUCACUCAGCUAGAGCUGGUUUACAAUUCCCAGUUGGUAGAGUUAAAAGAUAUUUGAAAAAGACUGCUCAAAAUAAAAUCAGAGUUGGUUCCAAAUCUGCUAUCUAUUUAACUGCUGUUUUAGAAUAUUUAACUGCUGAAGUUUUAGAAUUAGCUGGUAAUGCUGCUAAAGAUUUAAAAGUCAAGAGAAUUACUCCAAGACAUUUACAAUUAGCUAUUAGAGGUGAUGAAGAAUUAGAUAACUUAAUUAAAGCUACCAUUGCUUUUGGUGGGGUCUUACCUCAUAUUAAUAAAGCUUUAUUAUUAAAAGUUGAAAAGAAACAACCAAUCAAGAAAUAA
Molecule: messenger RNA, 405 nt
Organism: Yamadazyma jaroonii
Lineage: Eukaryota; Fungi; Ascomycota; Pichiomycetes; Serinales; Debaryomycetaceae
Source: the annotation of a GenBank genome assembly